Messenger RNA from Aspergillus nomiae NRRL 13137, 258 nucleotides. RefSeq names its product thioredoxin family protein. The coding region runs from base 1 to 258 and encodes 85 amino acids. NCBI's taxonomy places the organism in Eukaryota, Fungi, Ascomycota, Eurotiomycetes, Eurotiales, Aspergillaceae. The record is from RefSeq and is a predicted model, not a curated record. The transcript is spliced from 2 exons.
AUGGUCGUCAAAGAAAUCACCUCCUACACAACCCUCCAGAAAACAAUCCAAUCCCCGACGCCCACAGUCGUCGAUUUCACGGCCGGCUGGACCGGUCCCUGUCGUCCGAUGUUCUCGGCCUUUGAGCAGAUCUCCCAUACAACACCGCACAUGGCGUUUUACCGGAUGGACGUGCGGAAGUUGUCGGACGAGGAGAUCGCCAAGCUGGGGAUUGUGGCGAUGCCGACGUUAUGGUGUUCCGGGAGGGGAGGAAGGUGA